Arachis stenosperma is the source of this 1078-nucleotide messenger RNA. RefSeq names its product ATP synthase subunit 9, mitochondrial. Gene Ontology annotation, molecular function: proton transmembrane transporter activity. The record is from RefSeq and is a predicted model, not a curated record. The transcript has a single exon. The coding region runs from base 716 to 964 and encodes 82 amino acids. Gene Ontology annotation, biological process: proton transmembrane transport; proton motive force-driven ATP synthesis. Lineage: Eukaryota; Viridiplantae; Streptophyta; Magnoliopsida; Fabales; Fabaceae.
GCCUACUUGAAUGGAACCGCAUUCACAUAGAGAGAAAAAAACUUAUUAAGGGAAAGAGCGUAGUCCAUAGAAAAAUGGCCUGAGUUUUGUUGUGCCCAGUACUGAGUGCCCAACCGUGACUAAAGGGAUGGAUCCCUUGUUGAUAUAGCUGAAAGUGGGUGGAAUCAAUCGUUUAGUAUAGUUGAUCACGGCUGCAUUUAGGAUAGGAGCGAUCUUUUCAUCCAACUAUUACAUACAUAAGAGAAGAAAGCUGUUAGCUUAGGGCAGAGGUAUGCCCUAACUAAGCCUACCCGAGUUCACAGAUGUCGUUGUUUAUCCCUUUCUUUAUUCAUGAAAAUUGGGGGAGUGUUCAGUCUAUCUGAGUAUAAGAUCGAAAAGAAUGAAUGCAUUGAUUGCAUUUCAAGUGAGAUGUCCAAGAGAAAGGGAACGAGGGGAAGAAGCGACGAAGAAAAGAAGUGAAUGAAAAAGCAUGGCAUGACGAGAAUGGAGAAAUUCGAGAUGUUAGAAAGUGCAAAAUCUAUAAUAGCAAAAAUCCGAGAGGAUUACCUCGUUGUUCUUUGUCUCAUAAUAAUUAUUCUGCUUCUUAUCUUCCUAUACUAUUACUUUGACCAAUCUAACAAAUUGGCUUUAGAAUUAAUAAAAAACGAAGACGUCAAAUCUAUCAAAAUCGGUAUGUCAGGUUUAGAAAUUAAAAAGAAAUGAGAACAAGCAUGGCAUGACGAGAAUGGAGAAAUUCGAGAUGUUAGAAGGUGCAAAAUCAAUGGGUGCCGGAGCUGCUACAAUUGCUUCAGCGGGAGCUGCUGUAGGUAUCGGAAACGUAUUCAGUUCAUUAAUUCAUUCCGUGGCAAGAAAUCCAUCAUUGGCAAAACAGUUAUUCGGAUAUGCAAUCCUGGGCUUUGCUCUAACCGAGGCUAUUGCCUUGUUCGCAUUAAUGAUGGCCUUUCUGAUUCUCUUUGUUUUCUAAGUUUAUCCUUUUGAAAGGUGUAGUCUCUCCUACCUGAGGAAGAGGACGAGGCCACCCCCUUUCUUAUUAUUAGGGGUGUGGGAAAGGAGAGAGGGAAUGCGGGCUCCUUUCACU